CUUAUCGUUUUGUUAAUCCAAAAUUUACAAUUUUGUUCACAGAAAACGAUACCCUUUUAAUUCUGAAAAUUACUUCCACCGUCAAUUUUGAGGCUGAGAAAUCAGGCAAGUUCUGCUUCUAUCCUCUUCUUUUUCUUCAAUCCUUGGCCACACCCGAACCCUAGCUUCCCACUGAAGAAGAAGAAGAACAAGAAGACGGUAGCCCUGUUCGAGGUCUGGUUCAAGAAUUCGAACUCCCUCGAGCAUGUCAUUGUCUCCAUGCGACUCCAUUCCUUGUCUAGCGAUUCUUCUGUUCCUUCCCCUGACUCCAAAACCAAACCUCCAAUUUCAAAUUUGAUUGACUAUACUCUGCUGCUCUCCGACGAGCUUCUUCUUCGUGUUCUCUCCAAAUUACCUGGUUCCCAACGGAGCUCCAACUCCCUUGUCUGCAAGCGCUGGCUUCACCUGCAGGGCCGCCUGGUACGCUCUCUCAGGGUUACGGAUUUUGAUUUUCUUUUGUCGGGUAGGUUGGUUCUGAGGUUUCCCAAUCUCAAUCAAGUGGAUUUGAUUUCUGGGUCUUGGGUUUCGUCCAGGAAUUCGAGUAUUUUGUUGAGCCAUGGGGUUCUUUCAUUGCAUAUUGAUCCCUGGUUUUUGCUCUGCUCGGAUGUCGGCGGGGAAAUUGUACUGGAAAGUUUGUUGAUUGAUAGAGGGCUGAAGGUUCUGGCGAGUGGUUGCCCAAACUUGCGGAAGUUGGCUCUUAUAGGUGGUAGUGAAUUGGGAUUGUUGAGUGUGGCUAAGGAGUGUGAACUUCUGCAAGAACUUGAGCUGCAUAAGUGCAAUGACAACAUGCUCCAAGGAAUUGCGGCGUUUGAGAAUCUUCAAAUAGUAAAGUUAGUAGGAAAUGUUGAUGGGUUCUUUAGUUCGGUGGUUACAGAUAUCGGGUUGACUAUUCUAGCUCGAGGCUGUAGACGAUUGCUGAAGCUCGAGCUUGUCGGUUGUGAGGGGAGUUUUGAUGGGAUUAAGGCGAUUGGGCAGUGCUGCCAAAUGUUGGAGGAAUUGACAAUUUGUGAUCAUAGGAUGGAUGAUGGAUGGUUGGCUGGGCUUCCAUACUGUGAGAACUUGAAGACUCUGAAAAUCAUGUCAUGUAAGAGGAUUGAUGCAAAUCCUGGUCCUGAUGAGUAUUUGAGCUCCUGUCCUGCUCUUGAGCGGCUGCAUUUGCAGAAUUCUCAAUUGCGGGAUAAAGUAAGUGUAAGGGCUUUAUUUAUGACAUGUGGGGCUGCUAGGGAGAUCUUAAUUCGGGAUUGCUGGGGAUUGGAUGAUGACAUGUUCAGCUUUGCAAAUAAUUGCUGGAGGGUAAGGCUGCUUUCACUUGAAGGAUGUUCAUUGUUAACGACAGAAGGCUUGGAGUCGGUAGUUCUUCAGUGGAAGGAGCUUCAAAGCCUCGAAGUAGUAUCGUGUAAGAAUAUAAAAGAUAGCUGCGUCUCUCCUGCUCUUUCUGAAGUCUUCUCUGUCCUCAAGAAUUUGAAAUGGAGGCCAGAUACCAAAUCGCUCCUCUCCUCGAGUCUGGUUGGGACUUGUAUGGGAAAGAAAGGUGGAAGAUUUUUCUAGCAAAGAUGAAAAUGAACUGCUGCAUAGUGCUCGGAACCUACACAUGGCAAUAUAAUGAAAUAGCUGUUGCGUGCCAAUUGUUAGCUCAAACAUACUUAGCAUAGUCAUUUAUAAUCAAGCUAGGUGGUUAGCAUAGACGUUCAAUAAAGGAAAAAUAGCAACAGAGGAUGUUGUUUUAGAGACUAACCUGACCCAGUUCACCCAUUUGCUAGAAUUUUGAUGUUGUUUUAGAGCAUAGUAGUUUAGUUUAUUAUAUGAUUCAGCAAUGUUAUAUGCCAAUUAUUGUACUUGGGAUUAGUUGAAUUGUAAAGAACUGUUCUGUUCGUGUGCUUAACGUAGUAAAUGCACAAAUGGAAUGAUUGACCAAACCUUGACAUUCUGGGUA
Momordica charantia (bitter melon) is the source of this 1972-nucleotide messenger RNA. RefSeq names its product F-box protein At5g07670. Lineage: Eukaryota; Viridiplantae; Streptophyta; Magnoliopsida; Cucurbitales; Cucurbitaceae. Gene Ontology annotation, cellular component: SCF ubiquitin ligase complex. Gene Ontology annotation, biological process: SCF-dependent proteasomal ubiquitin-dependent protein catabolic process. The record is from RefSeq and is a predicted model, not a curated record. Gene Ontology annotation, molecular function: protein binding.